UUGUAUCUGAAACGUUCCCUUCAGAGGUUUCAAUGGCUUCAAAAACGAAGGAAAAGAAGGGCGCUGUUGAAAAAAGCGGUAAAAGGAAGCAAGAACGAGGCCGUUCGCGAGAGACAGGGGAUCCGCAGACUGAACGCAGCAAAGAAUCUUACAUGAUACAGGUAUUGGACCUGGAAUCUCAGUUGGAGAAGUAUAAAAAGAAAUGUGAUGAGCUGGAGGUGAAACAGAAGGAUUUCUCAUAUAAAUACAGCAGUUUGGAAAACGAUAAGAAAGAUAUUGUGCUGUACCUGAAACAAACAGUAAUUCAGAAAGAAGAUGAAGUGUUUGACCUCUCUGAACAGCUUUCGGUUCUUCGGAAAGUCAAGGAAUCAGAAAAGGCAUCCAUGGAGAAGCAGCUGGCUCAGCUUCGCCAGGAUUUCCAGGAAAAGAAAGACCAGCUCACAUCGGAGAACAUGGUCCUAGUGGGAAAGCUGGCCUCUUUAGAUGAGUUCCACAUGCAGAAAGAGGAACUUAUGGAACGCCUCACAAUGCAGGAAGAACAGUUGAAGAAACAAAGCAAAGAGCACCAACUGGCCAUCCACAGCUUGGAGAAGAAGAAUGUGCUGGACAAUGAUAGGGUGAAAAAAGAGAUGCAUCAACAUAUGGCAGCUAUAGCAGCAGAGUUGAAGCUUGUCUCAGAAAGGAAGAUCCCAGUCACAACAAUGAGGGCAAUCCAUGAGAACAUGUCAGUGACCACUCAGUUGAGUCAACUUUCACACAAGAUCCAAGUGCUGCUGGAAGAGAACCAGACCCUGAAGGAAAAGGAGGAGCAACUGAAAUCGGAAAUGGCAGUGCUGAAACCUCUACUGCAGGAAAAAACAAUAAGGAGCCUUAGCAACCAGAAGGUGCUACAUCACCUUUCAUCUAGGUGUGAUGAACAACUUUUAGAGCUAAAGGAGCAUGUGAAGCGCCAGACAUUGCAUGCCCAGCUACAGGAGGAACACAGUGCUCUGCAGAAGGACCUCAGCUGCCUUAGGCAGGACUUUGCAUCACUGAAGGAGGAGUUGGAGCAGACCAAUAGCAAGGCAAACGCACUGAGAAAAGAUCUGGAGAGAGAAAAAGACAUCAGAGAAUACCUGGAGGCGGUUCACCAAGAAGCAGCCAAUGCCCUGUGUCAGGCCCUGAAGGAGGUGCCCAAGGAGAAGGAUACAGUGGCCAUGAUUCUGUCACGACGCAAUCAAUUAAUGAAAAAUCUCCUAGUACUGCUUGAUAACGCUACACUGCGGGGGAAGGGACCUAUUCUGACACAGUUUCUCAAAGAGAGAGCCCCACUACAUGAGCACAAGACUGCAGAGGACUGCACAGUUGCCCUGGAGUGUGCAUACACAGCAAGAAAUGGCAAACUGCCCUGAGAAGUGUAAUCAUCUGAUAUCAACAAGAAAGCAAAAAGAUUUACAUUACUUCAGCACAUUCAUGUAUCUGUUGAUGUUUUUGUCGAGGCAUAAAAAAGUAAAUAUAGCUUGUCCAUGAA
This is a messenger RNA of Conger conger (European conger), 1510 nucleotides long. It is a transcript of the gene cfap157, whose product is annotated as cilia and flagella associated protein 157. Gene Ontology annotation, cellular component: cilium; ciliary basal body. Gene Ontology annotation, biological process: sperm axoneme assembly. The coding region runs from base 33 to 1391 and encodes 452 amino acids. The transcript is spliced from 8 exons. NCBI's taxonomy places the organism in Eukaryota, Metazoa, Chordata, Actinopteri, Anguilliformes, Congridae. The record is from RefSeq and is a predicted model, not a curated record. Gene Ontology annotation, molecular function: microtubule binding.